Messenger RNA from Bemisia tabaci, 1208 nucleotides. NCBI's taxonomy places the organism in Eukaryota, Metazoa, Arthropoda, Insecta, Hemiptera, Aleyrodidae. The record is from RefSeq and is a predicted model, not a curated record.
AUUCUUAAGGAAACAAGGGGUAAAAAAGCGUGGAAAAGGAAAAAGCUUCCAUUAUGAGACCACUCAAUUGAUUCGUAAAAUUUCAGUCACGGACAUGCCUCUGAACCGCACCAGCCACAGCAUUUGUGGUGGUCUUUUCUUCCUGUGCGUAGUCCCCAUAUUCACACACUUAAGUUUAGCGAAUGGAAAGAGCGUUCGUGGCGAGGGCCACGACGAUGAAUUUAAACAUAAUCGACCUUUGCCAAGAGGAGAAACACUUAUCUGGGCUUAUUUGAAGAUGCACCAAAUUUUCCCGAAAGUUGUGCCUGUGCCAGCGAAGGAUGCUAUUGAGGUAAGUUACAAAGAAGACGCAAUUGUAGAUUUUGGACUUGAAUUAACUGAAGAUCAAGUUGAGAAUCAGCCAAUCAAUACAACUUGGCCCGUGGAAAAGGGAGCCCAUUACACAUUAAUUCUUUUUACUCCCGACUCACCAUCGAGACUUAACCAGACUGAAGGCCAGUUUGAUUUCUGGUUCGUUGCUAAUAUCAAUGAGUCUUGCAAAGCAAAAUCCGGGAACACCUACACAGAGUAUUUAGGACCAAAAGCGUGGACCAUGAACCCGGAACUACUGGGUGAGCUGCGGCGUUACAUCUUCAUUGUAUUCAAACAACCGGUAAAACCUCUUCUUUACAGGAUGGGAAUAACUUAUAAAGAAUAUUAUGACAGCCGGCAACGAUUCAACGUGACGGAAUUUGCGGAUGAAUACAAAUUAGGACGACCAGUUGCAAUAAAUAUGUUUCAAAUGUCUACGGUGAAGCAAAAGCGAAACUGGACAGUUAUGCCCGACUGGCACAAAAAUCCUAUGAAAUACAUCACGAUGAUUGAUGAGCCCCCAACAGAGUAUCCUCAUCAAGAUUAUGAAUAAGAAACAUUCAUCUUUACUGUUCAAGAUUUAUUUCAUAAAAAAGUACAUAUUUUGACGAUAAUUUUAAAUAACUAAAUACGUCGCGAGACAAAGAAAAAGAAAAGAAAGAUAAGUUAGUAAACCAGCCAUAAUUUGUUUUGGGUAGGUUUUAUGACUUGAACUUUAGCUCAGUGCGUCGUUAGGAGUUGGUUGGAACUCCCUCAAAAGGAGAAAUUGAACACAAUAAAACUGGCGGCCAGAAAGUGGACAGUUCGGUUUGCUGUAACCCCCCCCCCCCCAACACAACGUCCGUCAGCAUAAAAAC